Molecule: messenger RNA, 1776 nt
Organism: Lontra canadensis (Northern American river otter)
Lineage: Eukaryota; Metazoa; Chordata; Mammalia; Carnivora; Mustelidae
Product: geranylgeranyl pyrophosphate synthase
Exons: 4
Coding region: 553-1455 (300 amino acids)
Biological process (GO): isoprenoid biosynthetic process
Molecular function (GO): prenyltransferase activity
Source: RefSeq, a predicted model, not a curated record
AAGGCGGGGUCGAGGGGAAAGAAAGAAAGGAGGGUGAGGACCCGGAUGCUGAACCGGAUUGUGUAUGAAUUUUCCAUCCUCGCUGGAGAAGGGGAGGAGCGGUGGGUGACACAGUAGGGCGGAAGGGUGCAUCCGAACCGAGAGGAAGCAGGAACCUCACCGGCCCUGCGGGCUCCGACUAGCAGAGGAGCGCCGGGAAGCGCUUUGGCCAAGUCUCUGCUAAAAAUCUGCCUCGAAGUUAUUUAAAUCCGCUGCCUGUAGCUCGGGCAGUUUUGUUCAGGUCUGUCACCUCCCGGGGUUUGAGUGGAAGGAUCCGUUCUGCGUUUCCAGCUACACUGAUACUCGUCUGGCACCACUUAGCAAUUUUGAAAUCAGAUCAUUCCCUUUAAAAAAACAAAAAGCAACUUGCACGGUAUUCUGACUUUUUAUACUGCAAGUGUAUGCCCUGAUUUCAUCCUCCAGCGCGUUAGAACCAUGAGGUUCAUUCAGUCCUUCCCGUGCUUACUGGGCGCCUGCCGUCUGGAAAACGAUCAGCUUUGAAGUUUAAAAACAAUGGAGAAGACUCAAGAAACAGUCCAAAGAAUUCUUCUAGAACCCUAUAAGUAUUUACUUCAGUUACCAGGUAAACAAGUGAGAACCAAACUUUCACAGGCAUUUAAUCAUUGGCUAAAAGUUCCAGAAGACAAACUACAGAUUAUCAUUGAAGUGACAGAAAUGUUGCAUAAUGCCAGUUUGCUCAUUGAUGAUAUUGAAGACAACUCAAAACUCCGACGUGGCUUUCCAGUGGCACACAGCAUCUAUGGAAUUCCAUCUGUCAUCAAUUCUGCCAAUUAUGUGUAUUUCCUUGGCCUCGAGAAAGUCUUAACCCUUAAUCACCCAGAUGCAGUGAAGCUUUUUACCCACCAGCUUUUGGAACUCCAUCAGGGACAAGGUCUAGAUAUUUAUUGGAGGGAUAAUUACACUUGUCCCACUGAAGAAGAAUAUAAAGCAAUGGUGCUGCAGAAGACAGGUGGACUCUUCGGAUUAGCAGUAGGUCUCAUGCAGUUGUUCUCUGACUACAAAGAAGAUCUAAAGCCACUGCUUAAUACACUGGGGCUCUUUUUCCAAAUUAGGGAUGAUUAUGCUAAUUUACACUCCAAAGAGUAUAGUGAAAACAAAAGCUUUUGUGAAGAUCUAACAGAGGGAAAGUUCUCCUUUCCUACUAUUCAUGCUAUUUGGUCGAGGCCUGAAAGCACGCAGGUGCAGAAUAUCUUGCGUCAGAGAACCGAGAAUGUAGAUAUUAAAAAAUACUGUGUACAUUAUCUCGAGGAUGUAGGUUCUUUUGAAUACACUCGGAGUACUCUUAAAGAGCUUGAAUCUAAAGCCUAUAAACAAAUCGAUGCACGUGGUGGGAACCCUGAGCUCGUAGCCCUAAUUAAGCACUUAAGCAAAAUGUUCAAAGAAGAGAAUGAAUAAUAUUAAGCCAUUUCCAGUUAGACCUGGUAGCUUAUUGCAGUUGACUAUUUUUUUGUCUUUUAGCCUAUCACUUUUAAAAAUUUGGACCGAGCUGUCACUCUCCACAAACAGAGUGAAUAGGGGUGAUGUGAAUGAGGUGGUUUCGAUUUAGAACCCCUUUGUACAGAUAAUCAUCAUAGUACAAAGUUGAAAGAAUCAAAACGAGCCACAUUUAAGUAGGUCUGAUUUGAAUGUCAGAAUGUGCUAUGUCUGGACCUUAUGGACAACUGCCACAAAUGUUCUGUUGAUUCUGUCAAUAAAGAAGACUUCAGCUUCCAGGAA